Molecule: messenger RNA, 3270 nt
Organism: Aureobasidium musti
Lineage: Eukaryota; Fungi; Ascomycota; Dothideomycetes; Dothideales; Saccotheciaceae
Source: the annotation of a GenBank genome assembly
AUGUCGGCGCCCUCCCGAGAAGUGCCCAAGUUCUCGAGCUUCCGUGCAAAGAAACCCACCCCACAGGAACAGCCGUCAUCACAUCCCACAACUCUCAAGCGCCGACUGAGAUUUGAACAUGACCAUGGCCCUGUAAAAUCUCACAGGAGUACUGAGGGCCAAGAGACUUCUUCUCGUCGGCACCACAUUUCAGACGAGCAUCGAGUGAAAACAUCUGACACUCCUCACCGUGACCGAAACUCACGUGAGCGUUACGAACACCAUAGAUCCAUCAUCAACAACCCGUCACAAAUUCAUCACGAUGGGAAUCCUGAUCUCUUCGUCGUUGACCGCAAGGGCGACCAACAAAACGUUACCUAUGACAGACUGCACAAAUACAGCAUCCCGACAUAUCAUCGAGUCGGUCACGGAAGUAUUCUGGGUCUGCAUUCCAGAUUGAAGAUAGAUCGCGCAGAAAGCACUCUUGAUAAAAUCCUGAUUACUGACAAGUCUGCGAUUUCCAAGCAGAAUCCUCAGAGGUUGCUUCUAAAGCGUCAGAGGAAUCAAGAAUUUCCUGCUUUGCCUGUGCGUAAUGAACAUGAGCUAGAUCUGGCUCAGGAUUUCGUGGGUUUGUCACCUUCUGCUGGUGACCAUGAUAUCGAAUCCGUUGACGACAGCUUCGACUCAUUCAGGCAUCUCGCCCAACCAGUAGAUGCAAAUUCGCACCACUCUCGAGAGCAGGGAAUCCUGGACGCGGCAUCAACUGCUGACCUGCAGGUCCGCCAACAGAACGUUCAAUUCGUGCGAGCCACCAAAUCGAAUCCUUCUAACCUUCAAGCCUGGCUUGAUCUAGCUAAUCACCAGGAACACCUUGUCAGCCCUGGUGCCGAUGCUCAAUCCCUGAGCAACGUUGAAAGGCAGACUCUGGCAGACAUGCGCAUAGCUGUUUACGAGAAGGCUCUCAAACACGUUCCUAUCAGCGAAGCAGCAAAACGUGAGCGUUUGAUAUUGGAACUGUUACACGAGGCAUCUGUUGCCUGGGACGCGCAGAAGUACAUACACAAGCUCCAGGGCAUUCUCCAACAACAUUCCGAAAGCUUUCCUAUCUGGUCUCUGUACUUAGAUGCUUGCCAGACUAAUCCCAUCGACUUCCGUUUCGAAGAUGUCAAGACCUUCUUCAUGCGUAGCAUUCGCACGCUUGGUUUGACUGCUAACCCAGACCAUGAGCCUGGUUCACGAAGGAUGCUUCUCUACUUGAUCUUGCGCUACACUGUCUUCUUGCUAGAUACCGGUUAUGAUGAGCUGUCUAUAGCCAUCUGGCAAGCUCUCUCCGAAUACCACUUAUUCAAACCAGAGCACCUUGCCUCUCGGGAAAGCAGUCAUGUGCUUGCCGCUUUUGAACAAUUUUGGGAAAACGAAAGUCCGAGGUUUGGUGAAAUUGGAGCACGAGGAUGGCGAGCCCAUUUUCAGAAUGACGAUAUCACGUCAAAUCCUCAUGAACCACCUCCCAGGAAUCAAAUGAGUUCGAAACUACCUUUCAAGUCCUUCUCUGCCGUAGAAACAACUAUGAGCAAGCUUUUCCGAUUUCCUGGGAGAACUAUGGACGAUGUCGGUGCUGAUGAUCCCUUCCAUGUCGUGUUGUUUUCCGACAUUCGUGAUGUCCUCGAGGCCACGGCGGCUGGCCUUGACCACUACGACCUGCUCGAUGCUAUACUAUGUUACCUAGGUCUCCCUAGUGUGGGCUUGAGAAGAACUACUGGGAACGACGCUCGAGACGCUCGACCACAACCUGAGUGGCGAUCAGACGUCUUUCUCCGGCAUGGGCUGCUGCAAUCCGGUUUCAUCAUCGAUGGUGACAGCGGAUUGAUACGACAGCACAUCUCAUGUUAUCAAGUCUCAACAGAACUGUUAUUUUCCCACAUGUUCAAAGAGUUUUCGGUACCAGCGUCUGGAGAUAAUGUUCACAACGGAAGAUCGACGCAGGCUGCUACGGAUUUUGCUCGAAGGAUACUAUCAAGCAUGGUGAAUUACUUUCCCAACGACGACGAUCUGGCAGAGUACUAUCUAGGUUUCGAGCUUUCGUGUUUUCCUAAGGAGGCUUCNAAAACUGCCAAGCAACUCUUGAGGCAACGACCGUCGAGUCUCCGACUCUACAACGCAUGUGCCACAAUCGAAGCGAAGCUGGCAAGGUUCGAGAAAGCUGCCCGAAUCUGGUCUGGCGCGGUCAAGAUGAAGGACAGUUUCUCACAAGUAGCACAAGAAGAGCUUGUUCUGCUCUGGCGCGGAUGGAUAUGGUGUGAUCUAGAAGCCGACCAAGCACAAACAGCACUGUCACGUCUUGCGUCUUUCGGGAGCGGCGUGGAUCUGGAUAUAAGCAAAUUGGUUCCGAUGACGACUGCGACUUUGUUGAGGCUACGCAAUGCCUUCAAAGAUGGAUUUGAACAUUCACUCGGCCAAGCCCAUCCACGCCUCGCUGCAUUAAACGUCGAAAUGCUGGCGCUUGUUGCAUAUUUGACCGAGCCAGAUGCACUGCAGGCAUCUGUUCGUGCAGUGAAUGAGCAAUGCAAUGCAGCGAAACAGAAAUUCACAAAUCAGAAUGUGCUCGUUGAGAUGUUGCACCAAGUCAAGGCUGGCAUCAUCGCUUAUCAUGUUCGUCAAAAACGACCUUACAGACCUGCGUUUGUACGCUUCGAGCUCGAGGCAAGUAUUGUAAACUUUCCAGACAACACCAUAUUCCUCGAGAUGUAUCGGGAUAAUGAAGCGCGUUUCCGGCUUGAUGAUCGGGUAAGAUCAAUACUCAAAACUCAAGUGCUCACUCGCGGUCAAUCACCCCUUGUGACGUGGACAUUCGCAAUUAACCAAGAAACACUUCGGUACAAGAGUCAGUCCUCUGGCUCGACAGCGGAAUCAGUAAGGUCCACAUUCAAACGAGCAUUGUUGACAGCCGCGAGCCCGGUCAGGUAUUCACAAAUGCUCUGGGCAAUGUGGUUCCACUUCGAGAAGCACAUAGCCACGGAAGAAACAGCAGAGAAGUCUGUGACAGGCAAAAGAAGUCUCAUCGAACAAAAUACCUACGAGAAGUUGAAGGAAGUCUUUCUCUCUGGUUUGCAUCAUCUUCCCUGGUCAAAAGACUGGAUCUUGCUGGGUCUGGAGACGUUUGAUAGAGACGACGGGAGGGGUUGGAGUACCCCGGAAUUGAAGAACUUGUGCAAUGUGCUCAUCGAGAGAGAGCUUCGUAUAAGAGUGGACGACAUCGAACAUUAUCUGGGCGUCAAAACAGAUGAUCGCUAG